UUAGGAGAGCUAAAACGCAUAAUAAGGCAGAAAAACUAGACAUGUUUAAUAAAUAUUGCUGUUCCCUAUUUGUAAAGACGAGGUGGGAUGUAUUCAUAGUGUGUGUGCAGAAGGGUCUGCUGCUAAGCAAGGGGUGCUGAGCUGGGAGCUGCAGGAGCAUUUCCAGGCGGGGUGGAUGGAUGUUGUACACAGGGCACUCCUGUGGGGGGAGGGUGGCUGUUGUGCUUCCUUUUUUAUUUUAUUAAUUUUUGUAUCCCCUUUUGGAUAUCUUGAGACCAUUCCAGAAAAGCUGGCAGAUGCUGUUGCCACCCCAUCUUAGCGUGAUGUCAGCCUGGGGACAGCAGAGCAUGAGGUGCACAGAGUGCUGGGAAGGAAGCGAUGGGAAUGUUGAACAAACUGAGCUCGUUUGUGAAGCAGUGAUGGAGGUCAUGCUGAGUGCAUGGGGAAGCACUGUGAUGUCACACAGCAUUUGGCUCCAGCAGCCCCUUGUAACAUCACACUUGUGUGGGACAGGAGCCAGAAGGCUCGGGGUUACCCUGGAGGCUCAGUGGGGACAUGUUGGUCACCAGCUGUCACAAGAGGCCCACAGGCUCCUGGGGUUCCAUCAGGCUGACGAAAGCAACAGCAGCGGGAGGAGGAGCUCUUCCAGCAGGGAGUGUUUGAAGAGGAGCCCCCGGAGCCCAAAGGCAGAGGGCUCCGAUUCGGUGACAUCUCAGUCCUCACCCAGUGAAGAAGCUGGAAUGAUGACUGAGGUGAAGGUGAAAACAGAGGUACCAGAUGACUACAUCGAAGAGGUGAUCUGGCAGGAUGACACCAAAGAUUCCAAGAAGAACAUAAAAGAUGGGCCGGGAGAUGUGCCAGCUGAGAUCUGCGUGGUGAUCGGAGGGGUCCGCAACCAGCAGACGCUCGAUGGAAAAGCAGUGGAACGUGGCUCUCCCGUUGGAUAUACACGAAAUCGAUAUUCAGGGACCUGGAUUUUUGACCAUGCAUUGAGAUACACGGCUGGGUCUUAUGAGUGUGGAAUAUGUGGGAAGAAAUACAAGUAUUACAACUGUUUCCAGACCCAUGUGCGAGCGCAUAGAGACAACUUUAGGUACACGUGUGACAUUUGCGGGAAAAAAUAUAAAUAUUAUAGCUGCUUCCAAGAGCACAGAGACCUGCAUGCUGUGGAUGUUUUUAGUGUGGAAGGGGCCCCAGAAAACCGGGCAGACCCCUAUGACCAGGCCGUCAUAGCAGCAGAAGAAGUGAAGGAGGAGGAGCCAGAACCGUUCCAGAAGAUUGGUCCAAAAACUGGCAAUUAUACCUGUGAAUUCUGUGGCAAGCAGUACAAAUACUACACUCCAUACCAAGAGCACGUGGCACUGCAUGCACCUAUUAAGUUCUCUCGAUCUCCACUCUUCGUGGCAGUGAAGACCCAGGGGAGCCAAUCCAGCAAAAAAACACCGACUUCAAUAAACCGAUGUUCCACCCUCCUGCACCGCACCCCUCCCGGUGUCCCACCGACAUCCCAGUCCCAGAUGUUCCGCGCUCCAAAUUCUGGAUCCCCGGGAAGCAAGGCCAUCACAGCAGAAAGUGCUUUCAGCAGGAGAGUGGAAGGCAAAGCGCAAAACAACUUUGAAGAAACAAACAGCAACUCCCAGAACUCCAGCGCUGUUCAUUCGGGGACAGAAAAACCUAAAGAAAAGAGAUGUAAGCAGAACCCAUCAGAGCCUUACACCUGUGGAGCUUGUGGAAUCCAGUUCCAGUUUUAUAACAAUCUCCUGGAGCACAUGCAGUCCCAUGCAGCUGACAACGAGAACAGUAUUGCCUCUAGCCAGCCCAGAUCACCUCUACCUGUUGUUGAAGAGAAGUGGAAACCACAGCUCCAAAGAAAUAACGCUAACAACACCUCUGCGAGCGGCUCCGUAGGGAACAGCGCGAUCCCGGAGAAGGAGCGGCAGAACAUUGCCGAGAGGCUCCUGAGGGUGAUGUGCACUGACCUCGGGGCUCUGAGCGUGGUGAGCGGGAAGGAGUUCAUCAAGCUAGCACAGACCCUGGUGGAUAGCGGAGCUCGCUAUGGUGCCUUCUCCGUCACCGAAAUCCUUGGUAAUUUCAACACACUGGCUCUGAAGCAUUUGCCUCGGAUGUACAACCAAGUGAAGGUGAAAGUCACCUGCGCCCUGGGCAGCAACGCCUGCCUGGGCAUCGGGGUCACUUGUCACUCGCAGAGCAUUGGCCCCGAUUCUUGCUACAUCCUAACAGCUUAUCAGGUGGAAGGCAACCACAUCAAGAGUUAUGUCCUGGGAAUUAAGGGCGUAGAUAUUCGAGAUAAUGGUGAUUUUAUCCACCACUGGGUACAGAACGUGCUCUCAGAGUUUGUGAUGUCAGAGAUCAGGACGGUGUACGUCACAGACUGCAAAGUCAAUUCCUCUGCGUUCUCCAAGGCAGGCAUGUGCUUGCGUUGUUCGGCCUGUGCCUUGAACUCAGUAGUGCAGAGCGUGCUGAAUAAGCGAACUCUACAGGCUCGCAAUAUGCACGAAGUGAUCGAGCUCCUGAAUGUCUGCGAAGAUCUGGCAGGAUCCACGGGCCUCUCGAAGGAGACCUUUGGCUCCCUGGAGGAGACUUCUCCCCCGCCCUGCUGGAACUCGGUCACCGACUCCCUCCUACUCGUGCACGAGCGCUACGAGCAGAUCUGCGAGUUCUACAGCAGGGCCAAGAAGAUGAACCUCAUCCAAAACCUGAACAAGCACCUGCUCAGCAACCUGGCGGCUAUUUUGGCGCCGGUGAAGCAGGCCGUGAUUGAAUUGAGCAACGAGAGCCGGCCCACCUUGCAGCUGGUACUGCCCACCUACGUCAAACUGGAGAAACUGUUCACUUCCAAAGCGAACGAUGCUGGCGUGGUCAGCAAACUCUGCCACCUCUUCUUGGAGGCGCUGAAGGAGAACUUCAAGGUUCAUUCGGCACACAAGGUAGCCAUGAUCUUAGACCCCCAGCAGAAGCUGCGGCCUGUCCCGCCGUACCAGCACGAAGAGAUCAUUGGCAAGGUCUGUGAGUUGAUUAACGAGGUGAAAGAGUCCUGGGCAGAAGAAACAGAAUUUGAACCUUCGACCAAGAAGCCCCGGGCAGCAGGGGAAGCCGCAGCAGCUCAGGAAGAAGAUUGGUUCGGGAAAAAUGAAGUCUACGAUUAUUUGCAAGAACCUCUCUUCCAGGCCACUCCUGACCUCUUUCAGUACUGGUCGUGUGUUACCCAAAAGCAUACAAAACUAGCCAAGCUAGCCUUUUGGCUCUUAGCAGUGCCUGCUGUUGGUGCCAGAAGCGAAUGUGUAAAUAUGUGUGAGCAGGCGCUCUUAAUCAAAAGGAGGCGGCUGCUCAGUCCAGAAGACAUGAACAAACUCAUGUUUUUGAAGUCCAACAUGCUUUAAGACUGUCUUUUAAUUAAAACAAAACUUUAAAACACUGUUCCAAACAAAGAAAAAGAAUUUAAGUUCUAAACACUGUGGACCUCAUUAUGAAUGCCCCUGGAAACCAAGUGCUUUUUAUAUAUAUAUAAAAAUAUAAAUAUAUAUAAAAUUAAGUUUGAGAGGAAAGCUGAGCACGUGAGAGAGACAGCCCUCUGCCAGGAACGUGCUCCUUUCCAUAGAUAGUGUGUGGACUUGACAGACUUUCUAAUGUUUUCAAGUGGGCAGACCAAUGGGAGGCUGAUGUUCUAAAGUCUUCAGGCAGCUGAGAUCUAAAGUGACUUGAAGUUUCUUUUGUUUCUCCUCCACCCCACCUUUCCUCUUGUCCCCUGGGCCAUCUUGCCAUGGAUAAUCAGACUACAUUGAACAGAGCAGUUCUGCACUGGACUUUGCUCCUUUGAAUAACUGUACACCUUGAGGGCAUUUGUCUACAGCCUUCUUGACAUACGGUGCACGUUAUCAGGGCAGCUGUGUUUUAUGAACACCAAUAUCUUUAGAAAUCAGGAAGGGAGACUUUAAUUUUUUUAUUACUAUUAUUAUUUCACUUCUUCAUGUAGGGUUUUUCCAAAAAAAAAAAACCAACAACAAAACCAAAAGUUACUCUUCUGUCUCCCAGUUUUAACAUGUUAGCUAGCGCUUAUAAGUUUGAUUUAAAACUAAGAGAAAUGAUUCAAGGCAGAAAAUGUCUGUAAUCUUUACGUUUCUUGGAUUUACUGUUUUUCACAGCACACCAUCUUUUCUGAAUUCCCAGUGUAAAUUAGCUUCUCGGUGAAUUCUGUGCAUCAGGGGUUCUCAGGCUUGUUGGUAGAGAAGCCCAUUUGUGAUUUAAUAACGCCCUUAUGGGAGCCACAGCAGUUGCUUAUAUGGAGGAGCUGGAGACCAGGACAGGCGAGCGGUGCCCACGCAGUGUCUGUGGGCCAGCAGCAAGCCGGGGUCUGCCAUCUGCCAUUGAGAACCCUCGUACCUAAAAUUUUUGCAAACCUUCCCAGUCCUCACACUCGAAAUAGCCUUCGCAAGGCCAAGGACAAACCAAGGUGUAUGAUUUUUCAGGGGAACAAAGAUCAUCAGUGUUGUCAAAGUAGGGUUUGAAGGAAGCUUAGAGAAGCGCAUGGGCUCAAAGAUCCUUCUGAAUGUAAGUGCUCCUGAUUGAGUGCAAAGAGUAUCUUUCCCUUUUAUUUGGAAUGGUUUCCUCUAGUAGCACGAAUGUCUUUUUUAAUACCUACAGUGCAUUACACUACUUGUUAUGUUGUUUAAUCCUUCUGGCUAGGAAGGCUGCGGGCCCUUAAACGUUCACACUCACUGGCUCACCCCGUAUGCAAUUAGAGAUCAUUGUGACACAAAAACAUCGCCAUCGCUGCGUUCACUACGGCCAGUGCUCUGCUGUGUCCGGUGCCGUGGGUGCAGCACUGCGUGCUGCUGGGUGGGAGCUCUGCAGGCUGUCACGUUUGGUGCCUCUUGGACAAUUCCUGACUUUCUGGUGCCAAAUUGUAAAUUUCCCAUCGCUUGGACUUGCAUCCGCAGAGGCCAAUUGAAACCAAUUCUGAUUUUUGAAGCAGGCCCUCCAGCUUCCAGCAGCGUGUUCCGAAGCUGCUGUUGGAGGUGUGGGAGCACAGCUGGGGCUCUCAGUGGGAGGCUGGGGCCCUCGGACAGUGCAGGGCUAUCUCUGGUGGCUGAGUGUGGUGGAAGGGCCCAUCAAAGGUGAUGGGGCCCUCUGAAGUGCAUGCUUGAGACCUUCCCUAGAUCAAGGAUGGUGUUUGUACCCGAGUGUCUUGCCCCACGACGACUUGCUCCUUUUGGCUUGCAUCAUGCAAUACUUACUGUAGCCAGAGCACAGACCUCAGGCUGGCAGCACCUCUCAGCAUUGUAAAUGGCCUCAGGGCAAAACCAGUUGUCACCUAAAUUGAGUUUUGCAUAUGGAUAACUUCAAAGGUAGAGCCCACAACCCCAUCAGUAACUGCGGGGUGAGCGGUGCAUGAAGGUGAGCAGCCGAGGCAGAGCUACUGGAAGGUCCAAUCUCUGGCAGUGGUUUUUGCAGAUGGCAGUGCAGGUUGCAGGCCAGCUUUGCUCUUUGCUGGUUGUACUUAUUUUCUCCCAUACAGCUCCUGCUCACCCAGCAGCACAUCACAAAAGAAAUGUGUAGCAAGCAAAACCCAAGCCUCAGACUGAAACAAACAUAAA
This is a messenger RNA of Meleagris gallopavo (turkey), 5615 nucleotides long. The record is from RefSeq and is a predicted model, not a curated record. Lineage: Eukaryota; Metazoa; Chordata; Aves; Galliformes; Phasianidae.